Messenger RNA from Exophiala aquamarina CBS 119918, 1329 nucleotides. RefSeq lists its product as uncharacterized. Lineage: Eukaryota; Fungi; Ascomycota; Eurotiomycetes; Chaetothyriales; Herpotrichiellaceae. Gene Ontology annotation, molecular function: monooxygenase activity; iron ion binding; heme binding. The record is from RefSeq and is a predicted model, not a curated record. Bases 1 to 1329 code for a protein of 442 amino acids. The transcript has 2 exons.
AUGAAUCGAAUUCGAUGGCAGCACAAAAUGCUCGAGAAGUAUGGUAGCCCAGUAAGGGUUGGCACAAAUGAACUCUAUUUCUCCGAUAUGAAAUCGUGGCAAGAUAUUUACGGCCAAUCUUCCAAUCCCUGCCAAAAGGAAAAGGUAUUCUAUGAUAUGUUUACCGCAACGGGAGCAGUCAGUAUCCUGAAUGAGAGGAACAAAGCGGCGCACGCUCGGCUGAGACGACUAGUGUCUCACGCCUUCUCUUUGAAGGGGCUACUUCAGGAUGAACCAAUGAUCUGGCAGAAAGUGGCAACAUUAGUCGAUAUUGUCUUUGCUCCUGCGGCGAGAGAGCGCAGAUCAGUAGACAUUUUCUCGAAGAUGAUGGAUCACUACCUAGACAUAACUACAUACUUCAGUUUCGGGACCUCGUUCGACUCUGUUUCUGGAAAUGGACCCUUGAACCACGAUGAUUUGGACGCCUUCAUGGUGGUUGUACCUACACAAGCUUUCUUCCCGCAGCUACGUUACGUCCCUAUCAAGAAGAUCCAAGAUGGCUACAAAGGCUUGAACAGACUGAUCGAAUUCGCGCAAAAGUCUGUAAACGACUUUUAUGCCAAGACUGAAAAGGAUGGGGAUUUUGCGAAAGGGACAUUCCUACGGAACCUGGUGGACGCCGUUGACGCAGACACAGGCAGCAAGCUAACACUUCCAGAGCUGGUUGAAAAUACGAUUCUCUUCCUGGUGGCAGGAAGCGACACUACUGCUGUGACCACAGUAUACACGAUCUGGGAAAUUGGCCGACGACCUGAGGUAAGAAGCAAGCUACUCAAUGAGAUUCGGUCAGCAUUCCCAGACCCGAGUCAUCAGCCCACCUACGAAGAGACGGAGAAAUUGGAGUACUUGAAAGCUUGCAUUCAAGAAACUCUUCGAAUCUGGGGGCCCCUUAGCGCUGGUUUUCCGCGCGUCUCGCCAGGCAAAAUGGUCGGUGAUCACUUUAUUCCCGCCGGAGUUCAAGUCGCCACCCCGGCAUACGUGACGUGUCGUGACCCAAAGGUCUUUCAUAACCCUACUGAAUAUAUUCCUGAGCGAUGGUUGAAUGCAACAGCCGAGAUGAGGAACAUGUCCCGGCCAUUUAGCUACGGUCCAAGAAACUGCAUUGGGAAGCAUAUGGCGGAUAUCGGUCUCCAUCUCACUCUUGCUAGAAUAUAUCAACUCUACGACAUUGAGAUUGAUUCUAGCAUGACCGACGCAAUGAUGGUACAAAAGGACCGGGGCGUGUGCGCACCAUGGGAUGAAAAAUUGGUGAUAUGUCCGACCUUUGUUCAUAAGAACAUCGGGUCGUAA